CCUUUAUAAACUCUUCUGUCAACUCUCCCUCUCUCUCUUUCUUAACCCUACUCUCUGAACCGACAUUGCAUCUCACCGUCUCCGUCUCCGUCUCCGUCUCUCUCUCUUUCUCUCCCUCUCCCAACUCUCGAGGUGAAACCCUAGAUUGUAAGUUUUUUUAGUUGAAGAAGUUUCUCGUGUACGACAUGGUUUCUUGAAGAACUUCAAGUCUGGUUCAAUUAGAAAACUCAGUUUCUUGAAUUACUGCCUCUGUAAUUCUGAUGCUGAAGAUGGCUAAACACUAUCUGUGGGUUUUACUUGCUACAAUUCUCUUCUCGACAAUGCUGAUACUUCAAGAUUCUGCAUUAACUGAUCCAUCUGACGAUAAUUGAUACUUUCAUCUCCUAUUUUCGUUUUAUACUCUUCAAUCUUUCAUGCCUUUUUCAGAUGUUUCUUUGUGAUGAAUUUUUUUUGGAGGGGAAGAUUCCUUGUCUUGUAUGAUGUCAAAAAACAAGUCACCAUUCUCCAAGAUCUGUAUAAAUCACUGAACCAACCACCACAGUUGGAUGGAUGGAAACUGAAUGGAGGGGAUCCCUGUAAGGAGUCGUGGAAAGGGAUCUCAUGCUCUGGAUCCUCCGUUAUGUUCAUUAAAAUAAAUGGUCUAGAGCUAAAUGGGAGUCUAGGAGGGAAUCUCUUCGGCCUCUUUAAUUUGAAGCAGCUGGAUGUUAGCUUCAAUCACAUAGAGGGAGAAAUUCCUUCAUCUUUACCUCCAAAUGCCACACAUAUAGACUUGUCGUUCAACAAUUUCAAUCAGAAUAUUCCUUUCUCCCUGACGUCAAUGAAAUAUUUGCGGCAUUUGAAUAUAUCUCAUAAUUCCUUAUCGGGGCCAGUAGGCAAUGUGUUUAUGGGUCUUCCGCAUCUAAAACAAAUGGAUCUAUCAUAUAACAACUUCACUGGAGAUCUCCCAAGAUCCUUUGGAAGUUUGAAGAAUCUUACUGGAUUAUUCCUACAGAAUAACCAAUUCACAGGAUCAGUAGUCUUUCUAGCUUAUCUCCCACUCACUGAUCUCGACAUUCGAAAUAAUCACUUCAGUGGUGUUAUUCCUAAGCAAUUUGAAAAGAUACCGCAUUUAUGGUUUAGCGAAAAUGCAUUCCAAAUAACUCCUACUCCCAGAGAAGGAAAACAGAAGCAAAAAGGACUGGCUCCUGGAGCAAUAGCAUUUACAGUCGGUGGCGUAUUUGUAGUGGCAAUCUGUGUAGCAGCCCUCCUUGCAAUGAGAUCCCGUCUUCGCAGGAAUAACAGAAAUCAUGCUACAGUCAGUACAGCCACAGGAGAAGGCUCCAUUCGCCCAAAAGAUGAUAUUGAGCUUCCAGCAGUUGUGCAAGAAGAAGGAAACAUUAACCAUCCUCAGCCAGGUCCUGCACAAGCUCAACAAGUCAAUGUAGCACCUUUUAAUGGUCACAAUGUCGGGCAGGGUGGUGCUUGUGCUGGUGCUGGUGGUGGUGGUGGUGAAGAUAAGUUUACACCAAUAAUGCGCUUAGUUGAAGAUCAGUGCCCUCGCUGUGGGAAGGAGUCGAGGGUCGGCUUGGAAGCUAUAUUCGAUGUACCCUGUGUAAGGUAUCAACUAUUAUGGCUAGAUUGUGGAUAUAGGUGGACACGUAAUGCAUGAAGUUGUUUAAACCAGUUCGGUUUCGUUUACAUUUUUGUGAACCCUUCAAUAUUGUGUGAUGAAAUACAAUCUUAAAUUUCACUUUUUAUGUUUGAACUGAGCA
Messenger RNA from Papaver somniferum (opium poppy), 1751 nucleotides. Its product is annotated as protein STRUBBELIG-RECEPTOR FAMILY 2-like. Lineage: Eukaryota; Viridiplantae; Streptophyta; Magnoliopsida; Ranunculales; Papaveraceae. Gene Ontology annotation, molecular function: protein binding. The coding region runs from base 440 to 1648 and encodes 402 amino acids. The record is from RefSeq and is a predicted model, not a curated record. The transcript has 12 exons.